CUUUUUUCAAAGCCGUUCUGACUUUCCCGCCCAAACCGGAAGUAGAAGCAAAGGAUCCUCAUUUAACGCUUUGCCAUCCCCCUGACGGUGGAAUCCAGAAAUAGGUCCGGGUAGAAACAGCAACUGGGACAGCUGCAGUUCCGAGUUGCCAGGAUGGGAGCGGUGGAUUGUCACUGCCAUCUCGCGGCACCCGAAUUUCAAAAGGACAUUGAAAGUGUAUUGGAAGAUGCCAAAAAGUCUAAUGUUUUGGCCCUGGUGGUAGUUGCUGAACAUUCUGGAGAUUUCACAAAAAUUAUUCAACUUUCAGAAAGGUAUCCAGGGUUUAUUUUUCCAUGCUUGGGCAUCCAUCCAGUUCAAAGUAUUCCAGGUGGAUGUGAACGCAGUGUUACUUUAAAGGAUCUAGAAGAAGCAUUCCCACUCAUUGAGCUGUAUCAGGAUCAUUUGCUGGCAAUCGGGGAGAUUGGUUUGGAUUUUACUCCCAGAUUUGCCAGCAGUGAUGAACAGAAGGAAGGACAACGAGAAGUCUUGAUAAAACAAAUUCAACUGGCAAAACAACUUGACUUACCUUUAAAUGUUCAUUCCCGCUCAGCUGGAAGGCCAACGAUUAACCUCUUAAAGGAACAAGGUGCUGAGAAAGUGUUGCUCCAUGCAUUUGAUGGCAAACCAAGUGUAGCAAUGGAAGGAGUGAAGGCUGGAUAUUUUUUCUCUAUCCCUCCCUCAAUUGCAAGGAGUGAACAGAAGCAGAAACUUGUGAAACAGCUACCUCUAGAAAGCAUUUGCUUGGAAACUGACUCACCUGCCCUAGGACCUGAGAAACAGGUGAGAAAUGAGCCAAAGAAUAUCUUCAUUGCUGCAGAAUACAUUGCUAAAAUAAAAGGAAUUUCAGUGGAAGAUGUUUUACAAGUAACAACACAGAAUUCACUGAAGGUCUUUCCUAAACUGAAAAAUUUCCUCAGGAUCUAGAUGAUGUUCUAUAGUAUCUGACUUUAAUUCAGAUUAUUUAAAUAUAUGAAAUUACAUCAAAUAAAUAUCUAAUAGAAGAGCAUAUGUGUAGCUCAGAGU
Molecule: messenger RNA, 1062 nt
Organism: Pantherophis guttatus
Lineage: Eukaryota; Metazoa; Chordata; Lepidosauria; Squamata; Colubridae
Gene: TATDN3
Product: TatD DNase domain containing 3
Molecular function (GO): hydrolase activity, acting on ester bonds
Source: RefSeq, a predicted model, not a curated record